Arctia plantaginis is the source of this 4041-nucleotide messenger RNA. Lineage: Eukaryota; Metazoa; Arthropoda; Insecta; Lepidoptera; Erebidae. The record is from the annotation of a GenBank genome assembly.
AUGCAUUCUUUAAGUACUCUGAUACCUUAUGAUGCUCAGAAAAAACUGAUAUUUUUUGUCAAUGGAAAAAAGGUUGUAGAACCCAACCCCGAUCCAGAAUGGACACUGCUUUGGUAUCUUCGAAAGAAACUGCUGUUGACUGGCACCAAAUAUGGUUGUGGCGAAGGUGGCUGCGGCGCCUGUACUGUUAUGAUUUCACAAUAUUUGAGUAUUGAAGAUCGAAUCAAGCAUAUAACGGUGAAUGCUUGCUUGACACCCGUUUGUGCCAUGCAUGGUUUAGCAGUUACAACUAUCGAAGGUAUAGGGUCUACACAAGAACGAUUACAUCCAGUUCAAGAACGAAUAUUCAAAGCGCAUGGAUCACAAUGUGGCUUUUGCACGCCAGGAAUUGUAAUGUCUAUGUACACGUUACUAAGAAAUAAAGACGACAUUCAGUAUGCAGAUAUAGAGACUGCUUUACAAGGAAAUCUUUGCAGAUGUACUGGGUAUAGACCUAUCAUAGAGGGUUUCAAGACUUUUAUGAAAGGAUGGGAGAAAUACUAUAUUGAUGAAGAUACAGAUAAAGGGAAUGGAUUAUGUGCAUUGGGUAAAGAGUGUUGUCGAAAUAAUGAAAAUGCAAAUAGUAACCAAUUAUUCAAUAAGUCAUUAUUCCAACCAUACGAUCCAACUCAAGAACCUAUAUUUCCACCAGAAUUAAAGCUAGAUCAUCGAUAUAUGAAGGAAUAUUUGUACUAUGAAGGAGAAAAUGUAUCAUGGGUGCGACCAACAACACUUGAAAACUUACUUUCCAUUAAAGCUCAGUUCCCAAAUUCUAAAAUUGUCGUUGGUAAUACUGAAAUAGGAGUUGAGAUAAAGUUCAAGAAAAAAGUGUAUCCGAUUCUUCUGUAUCCAUCAGUAAUUAGUGAAAUGAGCUGUUGUAAUGUCUCCGGCAAAGGAGUUUUAGUAGGAGCUACGACUACACUAACAGAUUUGACUGACUUUUUAAACAACCAAAUUAAAAACGAAAUAAAAAAAGCUCAAAUUUUUGAAGCUUUGAAGGAUAUGCUGCAUUGGUUUGCAGGCAAUCAAAUUCGAAAUGUAGCUUCUUUGGUUGGAAAUAUUUUAACGGCCAGUCCAAUAUCUGAUUUAAAUCCAAUCCUAAUGGCAUGUUCUGCUAUUUUACACGUAGAUAGCACUGAAAGAGGUCAUAGAAAAGUUAUGAUUGAUGAUUCAUUUUUUAGAGGAUAUAGAAGUACCGCUAUUCAAGCAGACGAAGUUGUUACCUCAGUCGAAAUACCCUUCAGUGACGAAAUACAGUAUUUUAAAGCUUACAAACAAGCAAGGAGAAAAGAGGAUGACAUUUCUAUAGUGACUUCAGCGUUUAAUGUAAAAAUUGAUAGCAUUUCUCAAAAAAUAUUGUAUGCUAAGUUGUGUUACGGUGGUAUGGGGCCAACUACUAUAUGCGUAAGUAGAACUUCAAAUGCAUUAAUUGGACAGAAGUGGAACGAAACCAUCUUAAAUAAAGCAUUUAAUUUGUUAACUGAUGAGUUACAAUUAGAUAUUUCGGCCCCAGGAGGAAUGGCGGACUAUCGCAAAUCACUUUGUUUAAGUUUAUUUUUUAGGUUUUAUUUAUAUGUUUUGCAAAAGCUACAAGAUCUCAAGGGUAUUCAAUUAUUAAAUCAUACAGAUUUAAGUGCUCUUCAGGAAAUACAUGUUGUACAAGCACCAAGUAGUUCACAGUGUUAUGAAAUAAACAACGAUGAUAGAACAGCGUGUGAUGCAGUUGGUUUGCCUAUAACGCAUUUAUCAGCUCUUAAACAAGCCACAGGGGAGGCUUUAUAUUGUGAUGAUAUACCUCCUGCUAAUAACGUACUCUAUCUAAAGUUAAUCUUUAGCGAACACGCACAUGCCAAAAUAAAAUCCGUAGAUGCUAGUAAGGCUAUGUUAUUACCAGGAGUAGAAGCAUUUUUAUCUGCUGCUGAUUUAGACGAAGAAUGUAAUAAAAUGGGACCUAUAGUAAAAGAUGAAGAAAUAUUUUGUAGUAAAACAGUGACAAGUCGUGCAUGCGUAAUAGGAGCUAUUGUAGCGACAACGGAAAGUGUAGCUCAAAAAGCAAAAGACCUGGUGAUUGUGAAAUACGAAGCAUUAGAGCCAGUUAUAGUAACGUUAGAAGAUGCGAUUGCUCGAAGUUCGUACUUUUCGGGGUAUCCUCGAAUCCUUCGUAAAGGUGAUAUUGAGGAAGCUUUAUCGAGAUCAACUCACGUUGUAGAAGGGCAUGUUAGAAAUGGAGCACAAGAACAUUUUUAUUUAGAGACAAUUUCUGCAUAUGCUGUUAGAACAGAAGAUGAGCUGGAGAUUAUUUCAACAACACAAAAUCCUGAAGAGAUAGCGCGCAUUGUCUCAGAAGCUCUUAAAAUACCUAAUAAUAGAGUUGUAGCUAAAGUAAAGAGAGUUGGAGGAGGGUUUGGGGGCAAAGAAACUAGAGCAGCUUUUUUAGCUGUACCAGUGGCGGUGGCCGCCUAUAAACUAAAGAGGCCAGUACGAUCAGUACUAGAUAGAGAUGAAGAUAUGCAGGUCAGCGGUUACAGGCAUCCAUGUUGGAUAAAAUAUAAAGCUGGGUUUAAUAGUGAUGGCAGAAUAAAUGCUGCAAAAUUUGAAAUAUACAGCAACGCUGGCAACUACUUGGACAUCUCUUGUUCGAUGUUAGAAAGGGCACUACUUCACGUUGAUAACUGCUAUUUCAUACCUAACAUUGAGGUAGUAGCGUAUCUAUGCAAGACCAACAUGCCCUCAAAUACAGCCUUUAGAGGAUUUGGGGCACCAAAAGCCAUGUUAGCUGCAGAAACAAUGAUUAGAAAUGUUGCUUUAAAAUUAAAUAGAAGUUAUGAGGAAAUUGUAGAAAUGAAUUUGUAUCGAGAAGGAUUGCUGACUCAUUACAAUCAGGUUCUUACCUACUGCACAUUGCCGAGAUGUUGGAAUGAGUGCAUAGAGACAUCUGAUUACUGGCGCAGAAAAAGAGAUAUUGAAGAGUUUAAUAGACAAAGUAGAUGGCAAAAGAAAGGUAUAGCGUUAGUUCCGACAAAAUAUGGAAUAUCUUUUCAAGUUGAUGUUUUGAUGCAAGCAGGAGCAUUAUUGUUAGUCUACAGAGACGGAUCCGUGUUAUUGUCUAUUGGAGGAAUAGAAAUGGGCCAAGGCCUGUUCACGAAAAUGGUUCAAGUUGCUUCAAGGGCUCUCGAUAUAGACUACACAAAAAUUCAUGUAAGUGAAAUGUCUACUGAUAAAGUACCCAACAGUUCACCAACAGCCGCCAGCAUAAGUUCGGAUUUAUAUGGUAUGGCUAUCUUAGAAGCGUGUAAAAUUUUAAAGAAACGACUGGAACCAUAUGUGUCUAAGAAUCCAAAUGGUAUAUGGGAAGAUUGGGUACAAGAUGCUUACGCAAACAGGGUGCAGUUAGCAGCUACAGGUUUUUAUGCUGCUCCGAAAAUAGAAUAUGAUCCUGAUACAAAUUCUGGAAAUCUUUUCGAGUAUUUUACUUAUGGAGUAGCAUGCUCUGAAGUUAUUAUCGAUUGUUUAACUGGGGAUCAUCACGUGUUAAGAACAGACAUUGUAAUGGAUGUUGGAGAGAGUUUAAACCCAGCUAUAGACAUAGGUCAGAUUGAGGGAGCUUUUAUGCAAGGUUAUGGUUUUUACACGUUAGAAGAAAUGGUUUUUUCACAUAGCGGUGAAGUGCUAUCUCGUGGUCCAGGAACAUACAAAAUUCCUGGAUUUUCUGACAUACCAAAAGAAUUUAACGUUUCGCUAUUAAAAGGUGCACCCAAUCCCCGCGCAGUUUAUUCUUCCAAGGCUGUGGGCGAGCCACCUCUUUUUCUUGCUUCAUCCGUAUACUUCGCAAUAAAGGAGGCUAUAACAUCUGCCCGCAAGGAAAGUGGCGCGUCUCCAGAGUUUAUAAUGGAUGUACCUGCGACCUGUGCUCGAAUACGAAUGGCUUGUGAAGAUCACAUAACUAAGCAGGUGAAACCUACAGUUACCAGAAAGGGAAAACCGUGGAACGUUAAGGUGUAA